Messenger RNA from Solanum dulcamara, 1386 nucleotides. Its product is annotated as purine permease 1-like. The coding region runs from base 59 to 1204 and encodes 381 amino acids. The transcript has 2 exons. Gene Ontology annotation, cellular component: membrane. Gene Ontology annotation, molecular function: purine nucleoside transmembrane transporter activity. The record is from RefSeq and is a predicted model, not a curated record. Lineage: Eukaryota; Viridiplantae; Streptophyta; Magnoliopsida; Solanales; Solanaceae.
GUAAACGGGAUUUAAUAGUGGGUUGAAGAAUAUUUAGGAUUGUUAUAAAUAGUGAACUAUGGAGAUUUCCAAUAAUACAUCUACCAUAAAGCAAAAUAAACAGAAACUAAGAAAUAAGAAACCCAAACAGCGAAAAAUGAAUAAACUUGUCUUCCUAAUUUUCAACAUAAUUUUGCUGUCAAUAGGCAAUUGCGGUGGCCCUUUGAUCUCUCGACUUUACUUCAUUCAUGGCGGCCAACGAAUUUGGAUACCCAGCAUGUUACAGACAGUUGGCUGUCCAAUUAUUCUCAUCCCUCUAGCCAUCGCCUAUUUCCAACGCCGGAAAAUCCAAGGACCCGAGGCUAAAAUCGUCUUUAUCACAAGGCAAGAGUUCAUCGCAUCUGCCGGCGUCGGAGUCAUCGUCGGUCUCGAUGGUUACUUAAACUCGUGGGGACCCGCAAAAUUACCCGUUUCAACUUCGACUCUAAUCAACGCGACUCAGCUUGCGUUCACUGCGCUUUUUGCUGUGCUUAUAGUUAAGCAGAAAUUGACUGCGUAUUCCACGAAUUCCGUCGUUUUACUGAUCACCGGAGCUGCAACUUUAGCUCUCCGGGCGAGCGGUGACCGGCCGGUCGGUGAGUCGGCGAAGGAUUAUAUGUUGGGGUUUGUGAUGACGUUUAUUGGUGCGGUGUUAUAUGGGUUAAUGUUGCCGUUAAUUGAGUUGAUUUAUAUUAAGGCGAAGCAAGCUGUUACAUACAUUACUGUAUUGGAGAUUCAGAUGGUUCUUGGCAUAUCUGCUACUGUUUUUUGCACCAUUGGAAUGAUUAUUAACAAGGAUUUCCAGGCGAUUCCAAGGGAAGCAAGUGAAUAUGAAAUUGGAGAAGCUAAAUACUAUAUGGUAAUAGUAUGGUGCGCCAUUAUUUGGCAAUUCGCGCUCUUGGGAUUAGUUGGAGUAAUAUUUUAUUCUUCGUCUUUGCUCUCUGGAAUUAUAGCCGCUUUUUUACUUCCUGUUACUGAAGUUUUAGCUGUAAUUUUAUUCCAUGAGAAAUUUCAAGCUGAAAAGGGAGUUGCUAUUUUUCUAGCUCUGUGGGGAUUUGUUUCCUAUUUUUAUGGUGAAUAUGAGCAAGGCAGGAAGGAGAAGAAGCUGAAGCUGAAGAAAACAGAGAUCAGUCAAAUAUCUCAACAAUUAAAUAUGGACCAAACUGUGGCAAAUCAUGUGGUGUAGCAAAUUAAAGUGAAGACAAAAAAUAAUGCAUGUAGUACCAUUUUGUUUUUCUUGUAUUGUAUGAAAUUAAUUAAUCAAUUAUUGGGUACAAAAGACAGAUGCAAAUAUCUGUUCUCAUAAAAAAAAAUGUAAUUUCCCACAACUACUCAAUACACAGACCUAUUUAAUUAGUAAGACCUUUA